AUGAGAAAUUAUCACUCGAUGGAAUCAAUCAAGAUCGUUGACAGUUUAAUUGAUCCCGAAAAUGCUGAACAACUCAAAAGGACCAAAUCAGAUAUUGAGACCAAAAUCACAAAAAUCCAGAAGCUCAUUAAGAAUGAAAACCAAAGCAAAACAGCUACGAACUCGAGACGUUCGAAAAAAGAGACAGAACUUAUGGGACUAACUGAGGACUUAUACAAGCAGUACCAAUCACUUUAUGCACAGUAUGAUAAUGUUAUUGGAAAAGUGGUUUCUCCCACAAGAAACAAGGCUUCAGCGUCUUCGUCUGACUCAGAAUCCGAGUACUUUUCCUCCGAGGAAGUAGAUGGUAUUAAUAAGAGAAGGUCAGAGAAAGAAAAACGUAAUUUAUCUGGCACUGUUAAGCAGGAGCGUGAUAGAGGUGAUGAUAGUAACAAGGUGAGGGAUUCUAACGAAAAUAAUGACGAUGCAAAUGAAGGUCUUAAGGAUGAAGCGUCGGGUGAGGCAACAGAGUGUGAAAGACAAUUGAAUUCACUAAUGGAAGAGAUGAAGAGCUUGAGCGACGAUAAAACAAAUCUAGAACUUCAAAUUGAUAGCCAAGCCAAUGAAGUUAAACAGCUAAGUGUAAAGAACACUGAGCUACAGAACCAUGUCACGGAACUUGAAUCGUUGUUGAAAGAGAAAGAAGGUGAGGUAUCUAACCUGGAGGUGAAACUCAAUAACAGUGAGGAACAAGCGAAGUCGAACAUUGCAAAAUUGAUGGCACAAGUCAAUGAGCUUAUACUUGAGACCAAAUCUCUGACGACUCAGAAAGAUGAGAUGGAAGAAAAAAUGAAAUGUGAUAAAAAUGAAGCAUCUAUCGAAAGAGACGAGUUGAUGGAGAGGGUUAACGAUAUGCAGCAAAAAUUAGAUUCUCUAGAGAAUCUGAACAAAGAAUUUGAAACUCAGAUGGAAGGAAAAUGCGAUAAAAAUGAAGCAUCUAGUGAAAGAGAGGUGUUCAUGGAGAAGCUUAAUGCUAUGCAGCAAAAACUAGAUUCUCUAGAGAAUCUGAACAAAGAAUUAGAAAUUCAAAGAGAGGAGUUGAUGGAGAAGUGUAACAGUAUGCAGAAAAAAUUAGAUUCUCUAGAGAAUCUGAACAAAGAAAUUGAAACUCAAAAAGAGGAGUUGAUGGAGAAGCGUAGCGGUAUGCAGCAAAAAAUAGAUUCUCUAGAGAAUCUGACCAAAGAAUUAGAAACUCAAAGAGAGGAGUUGAUGGAGAAAGUUAAUGGUAUGCGGCAAAAACUAGAUUCUGUAGAGAAUCUGAACAAAGAAUUAGAAACUCAGAUGGAAGUAAAAGGGGAAGAAAUAUCGCAGUACCUAAUUCAGAUAGAAAAUUUGAAGGAGAAUUUGGCCGAAACAAAAUCACUUAAGCAGACAAUGAUGGAAGAGAAAGAAGUUUUUCUCGCGGAGUUAAAGGACAUGGAACUCGAAUUGGAAACUCAAAGCAACCAGAAAAUUGAUGUGGAAGAACAGUUAAGAGAUACAACUUAUGAGCUUAAACACAUGAUGAAUGAGAACAAGGCCUUGCAGGACAGAAACGAUGAACUAAAAGCAGCGAUGACGCAAAGAGGGGAAGAGAUAACUAAUUUUUUGUUGGAAAAUGAUAGCGAUGAAAAUGAAGCUUCUAUGGAGAUCAUGGCCUUAAGAGCUCAAGUUAAUGAUAUGAGACUAGAGUUGGACAGUAUGUAUGAACAGAAAAGCAAGUUAGAGCUCCAAAACGAACGAAACCAGAACGAGUAUGCAGAAAGCCUAGCAAAGAUGGAAAGCGUGAACACAAAGUUGGUAGCCCAGAUAGCUGAUCAAGAGAAUACCAUUGACCGAAUAAAAGAGGAGCAAAAACAAACCAUAAUCGCGUCGAAUAAGUUCAAGUUGAAUCUGCGGACGGCAGAGAAAAAGCUGGAAGAAUUGGCAGAUAAGUUGAGGAAGAAAAUGGAAGACAAUAUCCGCUUAUUGCACCAGAGGAUCCACGUGGCUGAACAACUGAACAACGAAAACAAAAACAGCUGCAAAUUAAUGUAUAUGAGGUACGAGCAAGAGAACAAGACUCUUGCAGAGAAAGUUGCUAUUUAUGAAGAUGAACUAAAAAGGCUUAAAGAAGAAUCUAAGGAAGCAACACACUCUCCAGUGAUCGAUCAAAUGCGGAUUGAAUUUGAAACUGCUCUAAGUGGAUUAGACGUAGCAACUGCAAAACUCGAGGAACACAGAGAAUGUGUCAUGAGCAAUGUGUCUAAAAUGCUGCAUGAGAUUCAGUUAGCUAAGGAUUGGAUAAAGAAAAUGAAAGCGGAAAUGAAACAAUUGAAAGACAAUGUGGAUUGUCUUACGGCGUUACUGAGUGAAAAAGAAGAGCAGGAAUUGCUUUUGAGAGACAAGGUAUGGCAUUUAGAAGCCACGGUGAGCAAAGAAGGAGGAGAGAAUCUGAACUUGACAAAUGCAGUGAAUCAGCUUGAAAGGAAAGUUGGGAAAUUGGAAAAGAAUCUGAAAGAGAAAGACGAGGAUUUGGACAGUCUUGGAGAGAAAAAGAGGGAAGCGAUAAGACAACUAUGUUUGGUUGUUGAGUUUCAUCGCAACCGUUGUAGCUAUCUUGUGAAUUUGGUCUCAAAUAUGAGAAAUAAGAAGAAGACAUGA
This is a messenger RNA of Lathyrus sativus (Indian pea), 2661 nucleotides long. NCBI's taxonomy places the organism in Eukaryota, Viridiplantae, Streptophyta, Magnoliopsida, Fabales, Fabaceae. The record is from the annotation of a GenBank genome assembly.